AUGCCCUGGGCCCAUAACCUGUACGGCUUUCUUGAGUAUUCGAAAGGACAGGUAACAGCACGAAGUAACAGAAUUAGUGAUAAAAGCAACGGCGAAAUAGCUUUCUCACGAUCCUGCUUUAAUGGACGAUGUUUGCGACCACGACACCAUAGAGCCUCACUUCAGUUCAGAGGUGUCUUCAAACAUGAAGUGCCAGGCCUUUCUUCUGUUGACACUUCUCCUCGCCACGUGUGCGGGUCUUGUGAUGGCGACCUGCGACGCCUCCUACUGCUCCCUAUACUGCUUGAAAGUGGGAGGCCCGCUGCCUCGGAACUUGACGCCAUGCAACAACAACUGCGUCAAUGCCCCGACCUGCCCUUCCUCGCCCUGAGAAGACGACGCAUGUCAUGGUGGUUGAGCUGACACAAUUAAAAAUACAGACCCACUGUCCAA
Molecule: messenger RNA, 432 nt
Organism: Thrips palmi
Lineage: Eukaryota; Metazoa; Arthropoda; Insecta; Thysanoptera; Thripidae
Exons: 3
Coding region: 1-402 (133 amino acids)
Source: RefSeq, a predicted model, not a curated record